This is a messenger RNA of Durio zibethinus, 1303 nucleotides long. RefSeq names its product isoflavone 3'-O-methyltransferase 4-like. Gene Ontology annotation, molecular function: O-methyltransferase activity; protein dimerization activity. The record is from RefSeq and is a predicted model, not a curated record. Lineage: Eukaryota; Viridiplantae; Streptophyta; Magnoliopsida; Malvales; Malvaceae.
GCUAUUUCCUAGUCAUUCCAAUUUAUAAAUACUGUGUUGCCGUUCAUUUUAAUGUACCAACCAAACAUCUAAGUUUGAUUGAGGGAAAAAGGCUUUGCUCUCCAAUGGGAUCAUCAGAAGAAAACCAAUUUCAUGGCAACAAUAAAUAUGCAGGGCAAGAUCAAGAAAGCUUCGCAUAUGCCUUCGAGAUCGUCAUCUCUUGUGUGCUGCCCAUGUCAAUGCAUGCAGCAAUUCAGCUUGGCAUUUUUGAUAUCAUAGCGAAAGCUGGUCCAGAUGCCAAGCUCUCCCCAAAGGAGCUAGCAGCCCAGUUACCUACCAAGAAUCCAGAGGCGUCCUCUAUGCUGGACCGCGUACUUAGAGUUUUAGCCAGCCAUGGUAUUGUUGGUUGCUCUUUGGCUGAUGAUGAAGAGGGUAAUCCACAAAGGCUCUAUAGUAUAACACCUGUGUCCAAAUUCUUUGUUCAAAAUGAAGAUGGUUUUUCAUUAGGCCCCUUGAUGAACUUGAUUCAGGACAAGGUGUACUUUGAUAGUUGGUCGCAGCUGAAGGAUGCAAUUCUUGAAGGAGGAGUUCCAUUUGACAGGGUCCAUGGAACAAACGCGUUUGAAUAUCCUGGCAGGGACCCAAGGUACAAUCAAGUUUUUAAUACUGCCAUGAUCAAUCACACGACUAUAGUUCUGAAGAAGAUCCUGGAGAGCUACAACGGUUUUGAGCAGCUCAACCGUGUGGUUGAUGUUGGCGGUGGUCUUGGAGUCACCCUUAGCAUUAUCACCUCCAAGUAUCCCUCUAUUAAGGGAAUUAAUUUUGACUUGCCUCAUGUUAUACAACAUGCUCCGGCCUACCCUGGCAUUGAAAAUGUAGGAGGAGAUAUGUUUGAAAGUGUUCCGAAAGGAGAUGCAAUUUUUAUGAAAUGGAUUCUUCAUGAUUGGAGCGAUGAUCAUUGUUUGAAGCUGUUGAAGAAUUGUUACGAUGCCAUUCCGGAUGACGGAAAAGUUAUAGUGGUUGAUGCUGUCCUACCGAUUGUGCCCGAGACUAAUGUUUAUGCGAGAUGCAUUUUACAGUCCGAUGUGGUUAUGAUGACUCAGGAUCCAGGAGGGAAGGAACGGACCAAACCAGAAUUCGAAGCCCUGGCAACCAAAGCUGGAUUCAGUGGUGUCAGAUAUGAGUGUUUUGUUUAUAACUUCUGGGUCAUGGAGUUCUUCAAGUAGUUUGACUUUAUAUCAUUGAUGAAAUUUGCUCUUGAUCAGCUGGAAAUGUAGCAAGACGAUGGAAAAGAAUAAAGUGGAUGCUUGUUGUUCCAUUACCA